CUGUGCCCGGUUGACAGGCCCCACUUCAUCUUAAAAAACCAUCUGUCCCCAGAGGCCUGCCGUUUUCCCUCAACCACUACAACAUCAACCCCGUGAUGAUUUGUGGUGUCUACUUCUUAUACAUCCUGCCGCGAUGACCCAGAAUCACUGCCCAGUGUCCUGUUUCCUGAUCCCAGAACCUUGGCUCGCAUUCCCGGACUACGGCAGACUGCUACAGAGUUUCCAGAACCUCCCAGAACUUCCCUUGGCCCUCCAAGACCACUGCGCAUCGUCAGUUUGCUAUUGCUGUUGUAGGUUGCGCGCCGUCAGGCUGCGUCACUGCCCCUUGCCCGGAGCUUGAGAAAGCCGGCUGUUUGGGCGACGCAGUCGGCCGCUUCCUGCCUCAGUAUGUUUGCCCCUGAAAAAGCCCGCAAUCGGCCGCCUCCUCGCCGCUCGCCCUUGCCGCCCCCAGCCACCACUAUUGGAUCGCACCUGAGCAUGUCUAUGCGGCAGAAAAAGAGGGAUGGCAUCAAAAACCGCCGGCGGCACGCGAAGGAGGCGCAGGAGCGGAUUCGGUAUAAUCUCCCAUUCCAGGUCCCUGCUCAGCCACGCAUCUACCUCGCGAAGUCCAAGUUUGGCCCAAAACAAGCGCCUCGCCUAGGGAAGGCGGCUCGAAAAGCCGUCGAGGACAGGCCAUUGACCACAAUUGCUCACAACAGCACCGUCACCCAUGCUGGCAUCCCAAACCCGAACUACGCAGCCGACUCAGACAUCCCACGAUACGCGGCAAUUCGCUUCCACAAUUGCGUACCUGAGAACGAGGCGGAGAGGCUGCUGGCUCAGGUGAAGGAGCUGAAAGAUAUGCCGUUCAAAACAACAGCGGCCCACGGCGAUACCUUCCUCCAAGCCUGGAUUGGGUUGUGGCGCAAGUACUCUUGUGCACCGUUUGUGUCUGCAGGACGUAUGCAGAAGAAGCCUAUCCUCGACGAGGGCAUCAAGAACCUCAUACGAAUUCUAGAUCAGAGCCUUGCCAAGGCCGCCGCAUACCUACGCGAUGUUGACGAACCGACCUACAAUCGCAUGAGAUGCAGCCACAGCGACAUCUUCAGACUCGCCUUGUCCGGCGUCGAUCGGCAUCGAGCCGCAGGGGCACACAGGGCAUGGUUUGCUGAGGAUCCAGACCGUGUUCUCACCUCCUCAUAUCGCUUAGGCGGUGUUGGGAGCAUGAUGGCGAUGUCUAUAUCCACAGGUGCUGGCACAAGCUAUCAUUACGAUGAGGGAGACGAUGGCCAUUUCUACUCGAUGAUCCUCGUACUCGGCACCGGUGGCCUGCUUAAGCUUCCUGAGACCGGCUACCAGCUCUACGUGCGCCCAGGGGAUGUCGUAUUCUUUCUCGCCAACCAGCAGUUGCACAAGCUCGAGAUUGAUUCCGAAAUUCCCAAUGCCGUCCAAACAGUCUUCACGUUGUGGACUGACAAGCUCGCAAUGCAGGCAGCGAAGCCGUCGCAGUACAACGAUUUCUAUAUCGUUGAGCCUGACGCAGAGGACGAGACGGAGGAGCGAUGACAGUCAAGAAUAACGACCACCUAAGAUGAUUGAUCAAUGCUCCAAGGCGAGAAGAUAUCAGUAAUCAACUAGACACGUCAAGGAGAUGGCAACGUUGCGUAGGCCGUUAAUCCGUCAGUGUCUACGACUACACAGAGAAAAACGGCCGAAGCCUCCACGGCGGUGGAGAGAUCUGGACGGUCGCCCGUUCAGACAGGAGUUCACACAAGCUACCUAU
Molecule: messenger RNA, 1762 nt
Organism: Macroventuria anomochaeta
Lineage: Eukaryota; Fungi; Ascomycota; Dothideomycetes; Pleosporales; Didymellaceae
Exons: 3
Coding region: 388-1545 (385 amino acids)
Source: RefSeq, a predicted model, not a curated record